AUGACAUACCUCUACCAAAUUGACAAAAUUAACAAGUUCCCAUUGGCGUCAUACCUCGAAACGAUCACCGUCGCAAUCAAAUCAAUUACAAAAGAUGGCCGGGUGCUCCCCAGUGCUCCUAGGAGUGUGCAGGGAUUCUUCGAUCAGUUGCUAUCGGUAUCUAGGAUGAUCACGGUCACUUUCAUCAGGCAUGGGCAAAGCGAGGAUAAUGUGAAAAAUAUAUGGGCUGGGUGGAAAGAUUCGCCUUUAUCUGAACACGCCAACGCCCUAGGCCAAAGCCUCGCCUCGACGCGCAUAACCCACAUCUACGCCUCCCCGCUCCAACGCGCCUACACAACCGCGCAAUACGUCCAGCACUACCAGCGCGCGCCCAAACCCCCGCUGACAACGAACCCGCACCUGCGCGAGCAGCACUUCGGCAUCGCAGAAGGCCAUCCGUGGGUCCUGCAGCAGCCGGAAGAUGUGUCGGUGGAGGAGCUGUACGAGCAGAAGAUUUUCCCGGUGCUUUAUGGGCGCGAGGCGAAGUAUCCCGGUGCGGAGAGUCUGGAUGAGCUAGCGCAGCGGACGGAAAUUGCGAUUAGGGAGUGUGUGUUGCCGCAUUUGCAGCAGCAGCGGUCUCUACACCCGGAGGGCGCGCAGAUGUCAGUACAGGAGGAGGGAGAGUGUGGUAGCGGCGACGGCGUGCAUGUUGCGAUUGCGAGCCAUGGGCUGUGUAUUGCGGAGCUGAUAUCGGCGUUGUUGAAGCUGGACCCUCAUGCGCCGACAAUGUCGAGGUUCGGAGGACUGUCGAACACUGCGUGGACGAGGAUGAAUGUACGGAUCAGGGAAGGUCAUCAGGGACCCUUUGAUCUUUCGAAUCCACCUCCGUUGGAGGUUAUUGUAACUCAUACGAAAGAGAGAGAUCAUCUCAAAUCCGUGAACGAUAUACCUCACGUCGAGCUUGAUGCAGCCAGUGUCGAAGCUCGGGCAUUCUUUGGAGGCGAAAGCCUGAGUGUCCCACAGUCAAAGUGA
Psilocybe cubensis is the source of this 1011-nucleotide messenger RNA. RefSeq lists its product as uncharacterized. Gene Ontology annotation, cellular component: cytosol. The transcript has 7 exons. The record is from RefSeq and is a predicted model, not a curated record. Lineage: Eukaryota; Fungi; Basidiomycota; Agaricomycetes; Agaricales; Agrocybaceae. Gene Ontology annotation, molecular function: fructose-2,6-bisphosphate 2-phosphatase activity. Gene Ontology annotation, biological process: fructose 2,6-bisphosphate metabolic process; regulation of pentose-phosphate shunt; negative regulation of programmed cell death. The coding region runs from base 1 to 1011 and encodes 336 amino acids.